AUGCGUUGGUCACAAACAAUGAACGGAAACGCACUGCGGGCGUACUUUAGGGCAAAAGGGGAAGAAACCGGAUGUUUGGCAUAUCGGGCUCGGAUGCAUCGCUUUUUUGCAGAGCUGGAGCAAUCUCUAUCCGUCACUGAGCAAAACCUGGCAGACCGAGUUCGGUACACCCUGAGCUCCAACAUGUUUGGUGACGCCGAACUCGAACGACUACGACGUGAGGCUGUUCCCUCAUUGGAUGGAAAUGCUACGGCUGGGAAUGCGGCGCCACUAAUUGCGCAGCAAACUGCAAAUGUGGACGCUGCCGUCAAUAUUCCAUUUGUGGUUGAUUCAGACGAUGAUGGAAUAGUCCCCCACGAACUAGAGAAAAUGAGGAGCAUAUUGGAAGAGUCGAUGCUGGAAACGCGCAGCAUGCCUCUCGAAAAUCGAUCGCGAAUUCCCCGCAUACCCCUUAGCAAGCGAAAUCGGGCUGUCGUGCGAGCUCUUAACCCAAUGCUGGUGACCUAUUUGGAAGCAAGCCGGGACCUUUGCGAGACGGACUCAAUUUUUUUGGCGCCGCACUGGCAGUAUGCCGUAUUAUUGGCGCCAAACUUCCAUAGCUGGACGUGCUACUCAACAAGGUAG
Molecule: messenger RNA, 624 nt
Organism: Parnassius apollo (apollo)
Lineage: Eukaryota; Metazoa; Arthropoda; Insecta; Lepidoptera; Papilionidae
Source: the annotation of a GenBank genome assembly